Camellia sinensis is the source of this 822-nucleotide messenger RNA. Its product is annotated as small ribosomal subunit protein uS15. Gene Ontology annotation, biological process: translation. Gene Ontology annotation, cellular component: ribosome; nucleolus; cytosolic small ribosomal subunit. NCBI's taxonomy places the organism in Eukaryota, Viridiplantae, Streptophyta, Magnoliopsida, Ericales, Theaceae. The record is from RefSeq and is a predicted model, not a curated record. Gene Ontology annotation, molecular function: small ribosomal subunit rRNA binding; structural constituent of ribosome.
GAGUUGAGCUACUAGGGUUUGUGUUGUGACUUUCGUUUCAGCGCAACUGUGCACAAAGCAAAUCACCUCGCCGCGCCUCCUUCUCCUCCUCCGCCACCAUGGGUCGCAUGCACAGUCGCGGUAAGGGUAUCUCCGCUUCGGCUCUGCCUUACAAGCGAACCCCUCCCAAUUGGCUCAAGAUCUCCUCCCCGGAUGUAGAAGAGAACAUCUGCAAGUUCGCAAAGAAAGGCAUGACUCCAUCACAGAUCGGCGUCAUUCUUCGUGACUCUCACGGUAUUGCUCAGGUCAAGAGCGUCACUGGAAGCAAGAUCUUGCGUAUUCUCAAGGCUCACGGGCUUGCUCCUGAAAUUCCUGAGGAUCUGUACCACUUGAUUAAGAAGGCUGUUGCGAUUAGGAAGCAUCUGGAGAGGAACAGGAAGGAUAAGGAUUCUAAGUUUAGGUUGAUUCUCGUCGAGAGUAGGAUUCAUAGGCUGGCUCGCUACUACAAGAAAACUAAGAAGCUCCCUCCCGUCUGGAAAUACGAGUCAACCACUGCCAGCACUCUUGUGGCUUAGGCAAAAAGCGUGUUCGACCUCAGCAAAGUUUUCGGAUAAUCAUGAGGCAUGGGUUCAGCAAGCAAGAUAGUCUUCAUGUUAGUUUGGAUAUUUUGUUUAAAUGAGAAUUGUAACUCAUAAUGGUGGGAAGAUUUCAUUAUUUUGAUUUGAAAUGGAUGACCAAAUAGCAGCUUUUCUUUUUAUGCUUGAAAUUGAAUGGUUAUUUCCAUUUGCUGUUGGAGGAAGUUUGUUUAUGUUGAACAUUUUGCAGCGUUCGUUGCAUUUACCA